Molecule: messenger RNA, 486 nt
Organism: Pyrenophora tritici-repentis Pt-1C-BFP
Lineage: Eukaryota; Fungi; Ascomycota; Dothideomycetes; Pleosporales; Pleosporaceae
Product: MutT, NTP pyrophosphohydrolase including oxidative damage repair enzyme
Biological process (GO): diadenosine pentaphosphate catabolic process; adenosine 5'-(hexahydrogen pentaphosphate) catabolic process; diphosphoinositol polyphosphate metabolic process
Cellular component (GO): cytoplasm; nucleus
Molecular function (GO): diphosphoinositol-polyphosphate diphosphatase activity; endopolyphosphatase activity; bis(5'-adenosyl)-pentaphosphatase activity
Source: RefSeq, a predicted model, not a curated record
AUGGCCGCUACCCAGCAGUUGUCGAUGCAGUCUCGCACUGGUCGUGUGAAUCAGCGGUAUGGCUCCCAAGGAGAGCGCCUAGUCGCCGGCGUUGUCCCGCUUUCCGCCGACAAGUACUACGUACUUCUCAUCCAGUCCACCAAGCGGAGUGGCUGGGUCCUUCCCAAGGGCGGGUGGGAGACGGACGAGGCGACCGCCCAGGAAGCCGCCAAACGCGAGGCCUGGGAAGAGGCUGGCAUAAUAUGCAAGAUCAACUACGACCUCGGCCUCAUCCCCGAGAAGCGGCGGCCCGACCAGCUCACCUCGCAGGCCCCAAAGGCUUCGUACCAUUUCUUCGAAGCGACCGUCGAAAAGCAGGAGGCGCAAUGGCCUGAACAGCACAAGCGGAAUCGGAAUUGGUUCAGUUACACGCAGGCGCGACAGGCUCUAGCGGAACGGCCGGAACUGCUCGAUGCCCUCGACCGGUGUACCAUGCACCGCUCAUAG